This is a messenger RNA of Rhineura floridana, 1542 nucleotides long. It is a transcript of the gene C20H9orf78, whose product is annotated as chromosome 20 C9orf78 homolog. Gene Ontology annotation, biological process: mRNA splicing, via spliceosome. The record is from RefSeq and is a predicted model, not a curated record. Bases 117 to 986 code for a protein of 289 amino acids. Lineage: Eukaryota; Metazoa; Chordata; Lepidosauria; Squamata; Rhineuridae. Gene Ontology annotation, cellular component: spliceosomal complex. The transcript is spliced from 9 exons.
CGGCUCGUCAUGAUCGCGUCAUCAUUGUGCGCGCAGCAGGGCCAAGAAACAGACGCAGCCAUUGCUGUUCCUGUGUAAGGGUAGGAACAGGAUUUGUCAACACCCCAGCUGGGAUCAUGCCGGCAGGGAAGGUUUUCCGCCGGAGGAAGGUGGAUUCCGAGGAGGAAGACGAGGAUGAGCAGGUCACCGAGGAGGUCCGAUUAAAAUUGGAGGAAGCAAAAGAAGUGCAAAGUCUAAGGAGGAGGCAAAAUGGAGUGAGUGCUGCCGCUCUGCUCGUCGGGGAGAAGUUGCAAGAAGAAACAACCUUGACGGAUGACCCCUUUAAGAUAAAGACCGGUGGAAUGGUGGACAUGAAGAAAUUAAAAGAACGGGGCAAGGACAGGAUCAAUGAAGAAGAGGAUCUCAACCUCGGGACCUCUUUUUCAGCAGAGACCAACAGGAGGGACGAAGACGCUGAUAUGAUGAAAUACAUUGAAACUGAGCUGAAGAAGAGGAAGGGAAUUGUGGAAAACGAGGAGCAGAAAGUGAAGCAGAAGAACGCGGAGGACUGUCUGUAUGAGCUACCCGAGAGCAUCCGGGUCUCUUCGGCCAAGAAGACGGAAGAGAUGCUGUCCAAUCAGAUGCUGAGUGGCAUCCCUGAAGUGGACCUCGGCAUUGAAGCCAAGAUCAAAAACAUCAUCUCCACCGAGGAGGCCAAAGCGAGGUUGCUUGCUGAGCAGCACAAUAAAAAAAAAGAGAGCGAAACCUCCUUUGUUCCCACAAACAUGGCUGUCAACUACGUCCAGCACAACAGAUUUUAUCAUGAAGAGCUGAACGCGCCAGUGCGGAGAAACAGAGAGGAGCCCAAAGCCCGUCCACUGAGGGUGGGAGACACUGAAAAGCCAGAACCUGAGAGAUCUCCACCGAACCGCAAGCGUCCACCGAACGAAAAAGCAACAGAUGACUAUCACUAUGAGAAAUUCAAGAAGAUGAACCGGCGGUAUUGAACUAGGCUUUUCCAGAUCACAAGAGCGCUCCUCAGGCAUUUGGGGGGGCACACAUGGGAGCUUACAGAAGGGCGAGUUUUGCUUAGAAUCAUCCCCGUGAUCAGGAGCUCUGAUUGUACAGGGUUCCUGAGCGCAGAGUGGAUUCUAAGCGCAUUCACCCCAAACGCACUUAAAAGUCUCCCCCACUUCCCCCGCUCAAAAGACCUUCCUGCUGAACGUGGGAACAUCUGGCAUCGUGCUCACCCAAAGGGGGGGGAUAUUUGGGGCAGGGCUUGCAUGCAUGUCCCACCCCCCUCUGCUCAUUUACCCCGCAUGCGGUCAUCCCAUACGCCUGAUGAGGGCUGUUGAAAAGGGUUGAUUGUUUGGACGUUCGCUGCUUCCAUUGGCCCGGAAAGAUCUGGAAAUACAUUUGUGCAAAUGGGGAUAUUCUUUAUUUCUUGCAGGUGUUAAGUUUUGCCUUACACAGCCUUCAUGGAUGGCUUGUACAGCGGUUUCUGAUUUGUCCUUUCUGUGUUAUGAUGUGUUGGUUUUCAAUUAUAAAACUUUAUUUUAAACA